AUACCUCACACAGCAGAGAGCUGAACAACAGUUCAACAUCCAUCAUCAUUCUCAUCAUCUUCUUCGUCAUCAUUGUCUCCUUGACUGUAGUUCUGCAAUGUCCUCCUCCUCCCCUCUCCUCCUCUUCCUCCUCCUCUUCCUCCCUCAGUCUCUGGGCUGUCAGAUCAGCUCCUUCACUGAGUGUCAGAACGCUCAGUUUGUCCCCGGUCACAACCUGGCUGGCGAGGGUUUCGACGUGGUGCAGAUGAAGACCAGUGGAGCCAGCGUGGUCGACGUCACGAACUACAUGGUGGGAGGAGUCCAGGGGAACUGCACUGUGUGCUACAACCGCCUCCUGAACCAGACCCAGAAGCUCCCUGUGUCAGUGUUGGACUGGAGGAUCAAGGUGCACUGCAGACGUAGUCUGAGCAGUAAGAUCUUCGAGUCGAGUCAGUCAGUCAUGAGAGAGACGAGUAAGUCUCUGGGAGGCAGCUGGAAGGUGGGUCUUGGUCUUCCUGGACUUGGAGGGUUUGCAGUUGGAGGGUCCCACUCCUUCUCAACAAAGUUUGCAGAGAGUCGCAGCAGAAAAGACAAGUUCUCCUUCACCACCCACGAUUUCAAAUGCAAAUACUACACCUUUCGUCUUCACUCCCGCCCUGCUCUGAGUAAAGAGUUUGAAGACUCCCUGAAGAACCUCCCCUCCACCUACGACCACAAGAACACUUCAGCUUUCAAACAGUUCAUUGCCAUCUAUGGGACCCACUUUAUCCGAAGGGUCCAACUGGGAGGUCGAGUGAACUCCAUCACUGCCAUCCGGACCUGUGAGGCUUCUAUAAGCAAGCUGUCUACCCGCACCAUCAGCGACUGCCUUGGUGUCGAGGCCAGGGCUGUAAUCAAAGGCAUUUCUGUCAGUGCAGAAUCAAAGUUCUGCCACCAAAGGGGCAAGAGCCUGAAAACUGGAUCAACUUUCAGCCAGUCCUUCUCAGACCGGACCACCGAGAUUCUGGGAGGGGACGGAGAUGUAGGGGACAUCUUGUUCAGCCCAAAUAGUGUAUCAGGGUACAAGAAGUGGCUGGCUUCCCUGAGGAGGGUCCCAGGUGUGGUUUCCUACCAAAUCAGUCCCCUACACCUACUGGUGACGGAGAACCUUGUCCUCCAGACCAGCCUACGUGACGCCAUCAGCGACUACAUCCGCAAGAGUGCAAAGCCUCUCCGCUGCCCGUCCGGCUGCAAGAUUGGAAGCCGGAACCAGAACUGUGCUUGUCACUGCAAAGGACACCAAAUGGUCAACGCUGAUUGCUGCCCUGGCGGACCUGGUGUAGCCCGGAUGAAUGUGACAGUGGUCCGCGCUUCUGGUCUUUGGGGAGACUAUUUCACCAAGACGGAUGGAUAUGUGAAGGUUUUCUAUGGUAACCAAAAAGCAGUGACAUCUGUUAUCUGGAACAACGACUUCCCCACCUGGAACUACCUAAUUCAGCUCCAAACUGUCAACCUUCAACAAAGAACUGCAAUCCGCUUUGAGGUUUGGGACCGGGACAACCACUGGGACGACGACCUGCUAGGCAGAGUGAACUACAUCCCAACGUCGGGAAACAACGUUAGGACGUUCAAGCUGAAGCACGGCUCGUUGUAUGUCCGUGUGUCUGCGACUUGUGCUCCCAGCCUGCAGGGGUCGCUGUGCGAGCAGUAUGCUGCCACGCCGACUUAUGAGGACGUGAUGGGAUACACCAAGGAGGACCAGGGAGAUCACUGGGGGUCUGGGAGGCCGGAUCAUCCCAGCACCUUACUUUAAGAUUCCUUUAAUUCCUCCACAGCAGCUGUUUUACAAUAGAAAUAUGCUCUAGAUGUUUGAGGAGUAAAAAAGUUGUUUUAUUUUUUGUUAAUCUUCCAAUGCUUGUUGGCUUUUGAUAAUUCAUUCAGCUCACACCUACUGUACACCAAUAAAGCAUCUU
This is a messenger RNA of Notolabrus celidotus (New Zealand spotty), 1931 nucleotides long. It is a transcript of the gene prf1.3, whose product is annotated as perforin 1.3. The coding region runs from base 98 to 1771 and encodes 557 amino acids. Lineage: Eukaryota; Metazoa; Chordata; Actinopteri; Labriformes; Labridae. The transcript has 8 exons. The record is from RefSeq and is a predicted model, not a curated record.